Penaeus indicus is the source of this 1047-nucleotide messenger RNA. RefSeq lists its product as uncharacterized. NCBI's taxonomy places the organism in Eukaryota, Metazoa, Arthropoda, Malacostraca, Decapoda, Penaeidae. The coding region runs from base 1 to 1047 and encodes 348 amino acids. The record is from RefSeq and is a predicted model, not a curated record. The transcript has 5 exons.
AUGAUCAAACAGCCGUUCUUAUCCCACGAAACGAGAUCAUUUUUCAAGCCAAGAACAAGCCUCCCCGUUGAGCCAAGUGUCGUGCAGGUGCGAGUCCACAUGCCGAGGACCCCCGAGCUCUUCGGAUAUCAAGCGCAAUCUGGUUCGACCUCCUUCGGCCACUUCGACUCGCGCGGCCGCUUCCAGGACGACUGCCUCGCUUCCCAGCACAAGCGUAUCGUGUGUCAGGGAACAGGUGUCCUCACUAUCAUGGUCGCGCCCGAAUCUUGUGGUCGGAGCGUCGUGGUGCCUUCUAAGGUGAAGGAGAUGAUAGAUGGAGGGGAGACUCUGCACGAGGGAUUUUCGUGGGAAGAAGGAUGCUGGAACCCAAGAAGGACACGGAGAUGUGGGAGUCGUCCGUCCCCCACACGCUCAUAUUCCUCCCCCACACUCCCACACUCCACCCCCUACACUCCCACACUCGUCCCCACAUUCCAACACAGCCCCCCACAUUCCUACACUCUAUCCCCCAUACUCAAACACUCCACCCCCUACACUCCCACACUUCGUCCUCACAUUCCAAUACCGUCCCCCCGCAUUUUCAUCCCCCACAUUCCUACACUCUAUCCCCCACACUCCGUCCCCUCACAUUCCCAUACUCUAUCCCCCCACACUCCGUCCCCACAUUCCAAUACCGUCCCCCCGCAUUUCAUUCCCCACAUUCCUACACUCUAUCCCCCACACUCCGUCCCCUCACAUUCCCAUACUCUAUCCCCCACACUCCGCCCCCCACAUUCCAAUACCGUCCCCCACAUUCCUACACUCUAUCCCCCACACUCCGUCCCCUCACAUUCCCAUACUCUAUCCCCCCACACUCCGUCCCCACAUUCCAAUACCGUCCCCCACAUUCCUACACUCUAUCCCCCACACUCCGUCCCCUCACAUUCCCAUACUCUAUCCCCCCACACUCCGUCCCCCACACUCCCAGCCUCAUCCAACCAUUACCCACAACCUCCGCAACCCAACUCCGCGAUUCCUGACAUCCACGCUCCAAAAGUCCCAUUAUAA